This is a messenger RNA of Megalops cyprinoides (Indo-Pacific tarpon), 2674 nucleotides long. Its product is annotated as ras-related protein rab7-like. Lineage: Eukaryota; Metazoa; Chordata; Actinopteri; Elopiformes; Megalopidae. Gene Ontology annotation, biological process: endosome to lysosome transport; phagosome-lysosome fusion. Gene Ontology annotation, cellular component: phagocytic vesicle; lysosome; late endosome. The transcript has 5 exons. Bases 550 to 1200 code for a protein of 216 amino acids. The record is from RefSeq and is a predicted model, not a curated record. Gene Ontology annotation, molecular function: GTP binding; GTPase activity.
AGACAUAUAGGUACAAAACAGUUGAAGCUCAACCAGUCAAUAUCCUUCUCUGAGUACAGGUCAUCUGUGACUGUGACCAGACCUUGUAUGUCUUCCUCUUACCUUGGUGUACUGCAACAGUACAGUAGGCCUGUUCACCUCUGAACAGGUUUAAGACCAACAGCGUGUCCGUGCCUUGGUGCACAGGUACAGAUUAACCCCGAUCAGUACACCAGAUUCCCUGGGAGCGUUUUGGCUGAUAUGCAUUCACAUUGCAAAGAACAGAAAAUAUUGAUAUUUGCAACCAAAAGCCUGAGCCCAAAAUUCAUUUUUGUCAUUCACAAAUGAACAUAUGAAACCAGUCUUUGCAGUGUCUUGUAUACAGUUCAGAUUGAAAUAUCCACCAUAGUGAAGCUUGUGCCUGGAUUCAGCUCAUGGGAGAUCUGUCAGCUUGAAGAGCUGGAGUCAUUCAUUGUGCAGUUCUACAUGGACAUCUGUCGAUAGCAGAACUGUCCGUGCUGACACGGUGCGUUGACAUCUUGUGACCCGGAGAGCCAAUGCUGUGUGUUUAUGUCUUCCCUCCUCAGCCGUGACAGGAUGACGUCCAGGAAGAAAGUGCUGCUCAAAGUUAUCAUCCUCGGAGACUCCGGUGUCGGGAAGACAUCUCUGAUGAACCAGUAUGUGAAUAAGAAGUUUAGUAACCAGUAUAAAGCUACAAUAGGAGCCGACUUCCUGACGAAAGAGGUGAUGGUGGAUGACAGACUCGUCACAAUGCAGAUCUGGGACACGGCAGGACAGGAGAGGUUCCAGUCUUUGGGCGUGGCAUUCUACCGUGGGGCAGACUGCUGCGUGCUCGUGUUUGACGUGACCGCGCCCAACACCUUCAAGACACUGGACAGCUGGAGGGACGAGUUCCUGAUCCAGGCCAGUCCCCGCGACCCUGAGAACUUCCCCUUCGUGGUGCUAGGCAACAAGAUUGACCUGGAGAACAGGCAGGUGACGACUAAGCGGGCACAGGCCUGGUGUCAAAGCAAGAGCAACAUCCCAUACUUCGAGACCAGCGCCAAGGAGGCCAUCAACGUGGAGCAGGCCUUCCAGACCAUUGCACGCAACGCCCUGAAGCAGGAGACAGAAGUGGAGCUGUACAAUGAGUUCCCAGAGCCAAUCAAACUGGACAAGAAUGACCGCGCCAAGCCGUCGGCAGAAACCUGCAGCUGCUGAGACCACCAGGGGCCUCCGAUUCUCUCUGGCCUUCCAGAAACCCCUUCCCCCAAACCUUUCCCCCUGACACACACACAGACACACACGCACACACUGUGCCCCACCACAUUCCCCCAGCAUCUCUGGCCUUCACAAGUAGCUCAGUGUGAUGGUAGACAAGAGCAGGCUUUCUCCCUAAGAACGUUCCACACACAUGCAUACACAUGCACACACAGACACACGUUCUAGUGGCUGAACCCUUAGCCCAAAGAGCAUUCAAGAAAGAAACAGAAUUUUAGGAUUCCCCCUUAAUGUCUCAGCACUGCUUCCUUUUCCCUAACAGUUUCACCCCAACCUCCUGGAACCCCAACACCAAUGCACCUAUCCUUCCCCUUGAUACAUAGCCACACGUACCGAUCCACAUCUCUCUGUCUCGCUGCCAUGGAGGGGACGGGGGCUUUGCAUUCGUUAAAAGGUUGGGGUGAAUCAGUCUGCAACAUGAGAUUGUGUUGGCUUCCGUUUGUCUCGCAACUUAAUUUAUUUUGCAAAUUCACUUGAUUUUCUUCUAAAAGAUGCCUGUUUCUCUGAGCUAAGUGGAUUCCAUUGCCUACACAACUGUUGAGAAAUCAUCAGUUGUUUUUUUUUUUUUUUGGUUGAUUUUUUUUUAUCAUCGGCCUGGAUGUAGAAUCUAAAGGCAGCCAAAACGCCUUGUGGAUUACUUUUGCACUUUGUUGUUUUUCAGAUUUAUUUGCCUUUAAACAUGGUCAUGUGGGGAUCUCUAAAUAAACCCUGACAGAUAGUGAUUAAACAUCCAUUUCUGUAUUGGACCUGCAACCUGGAUCUGGGUAAUGUCCUUAUCAGCACGUGUGUGUUACAGACAGCUUUUCACCUCUGCUCCCUCCUACCCUGGGGAAGCUUGAAGGUGAUUUCGGUCUGCGUCUCCCCUCUCUCCUAUUCUGCGGGAUAGCCUGAAUUUGCAGGGGAAAGAAUCACACAUGGAUGAGAAGGAAUGGUAGCGCGCAACUUAUGAACACAGGAAAAAUGAAGAGAGGUUCAGAUAGUUCUAAGAAUAUUAAUACUACUUACUAUUUAAUACUACUACUAUUAAUACUACUACUGUGUCGUCUUCUGUUUACUCUGUCGGCCAUCCUGUUUCAAGACUUUGUAUUACUGCAAACCUGUCACAGUUCUUGUUCCUCCUGUCUGUCUGCGUCAAAAGGCCAGCUGUGUCUGUCUUUCUCGCACUCUUCAUCUCUGCAGGUAGCUCAGGUUGGCUAAACUUUUGUGCUUGAUAUUACUUUUAACCAAUCAGAUACCUUUUCAGUCUGUUCAUGUACUAUUAUUAUGUUUAGAAACGUAAUUGCAUUAUGGGGGAGAACUCAAAACUGAAAGGAGAUUGGCUAUUCAUCCUGCAAAAAAAAAAAGAAAAAAAUCUUGUAAGGAUUCAUCACGGUAUUGUUAAUCGCAUAAUAAAUGCCAAUGAAGUUGUUUAAAA